Messenger RNA from Polyodon spathula (Mississippi paddlefish), 3074 nucleotides. Its product is annotated as interferon-induced, double-stranded RNA-activated protein kinase-like. Gene Ontology annotation, biological process: protein phosphorylation. Gene Ontology annotation, molecular function: protein kinase activity; double-stranded RNA binding; ATP binding. The record is from RefSeq and is a predicted model, not a curated record. The coding region runs from base 108 to 1943 and encodes 611 amino acids. The transcript has 19 exons. Lineage: Eukaryota; Metazoa; Chordata; Actinopteri; Acipenseriformes; Polyodontidae.
GAAAUAGAAACCUAUUCGUUUGUUGCUGUGCGACUCAGAAGGGAAUGUAAAAGUAGUCACAGUAAAAUACAGCAGUGACUGAGAGUACAACAUCGUGAAUUCCCACAAUGGCUGAACAGAAUUAUGUUAGUGAACUUAAUGAAUACAAACAGAAAAACAACGCAAAAGUAAUAUAUGAGUUGGUUUCUGUAAAUGGUCCAGACCACGAUCGAACAUUCACCUUUAAGGUUGUUGUUAAUGAUGUUGAAUAUCCUGAGGCCAUUGGCAAAAGCAAGAAAGACGCAAAACACUAUGCAGCUAGGGAAGCUCUUGAAAUGAUACGUGGCCAAUCCAACACAUCUAGUGACACGACAAGUGACAGAAGAGAAUCAUGCACAUCACCAUCUGUACCUUCGAACCAGGUCAACUGCAUAAGCUGGCUUAAUGAAUAUUGCCAAAAAAAACAACUGUCAAUCCGACUAGUUAAGAACAGUCAUAUGGGACCUGCUGGUUUACCUCAUUUUUCCUGCCAGUAUAACAUAGGGAACAGAGAAUUUCCUGAGGGAAAAAGCAACAGUAAGAAAGAGGCCAAAAAAGAAGCAGCAAGGCUUGCUUAUGAACAGUUGCAGCUUGAGGAAACCAGCUUUACCAAUGCACAGACUCCAAACAAAAGCCAGGACAGUAAUUCAGGACUUGAUUCUAGCUUGGAUAUUUCAUCAUCAGGAGUUUUUGAAAGUCAAACAAAUGGUACAAGUACACCAAAACAGGCCCAGUAUGAAAGUUCCAGCAUACAGUCUUCAAUUAAAAGUCACUGUGGAAACGGUGAAUCUGAUGAUUAUAUUGUGUUCAAAGACAGUUCUUCCAGCAAGAAAGAAAACCCUGUUGCCGCAUUAAAAGUGAGUCCUCGAGGUGCCAGAUUAAAAAAUAGAAAAAUAAACUUGGCUCCUGAUUUCAGAAAUGACUUCAAGUCUACACCAAACAAGAAUGAUCAGGGAAAUAUUGCAGCCAAUUUAAAUGCAGAGAGACACUCUGGCAAGGAUGUCGUUGAGGAAACAAAAUUUUAUAGCCCACAGAACCCAAGACUUUUUCUGGAAUUUGAUGAAAUAACCAGCAUCGGUAAAGGUGGCUUUGGGAGCGUUUACAAGGCGAGAAAUAAACUGGACAAAAACUUUUAUGCUGUGAAGCGUGUGAAGUAUGAAAAAAAGGCCGAGCGUGAAGUUGCAGUAUUGGCACGUCUUGAGCAUGAGAACAUUGUACGCUAUUGUACUGCAUGGCGUGAAGAGUUACCAGGAAAACUGCUGGAAACAUCUGAAAGCUUCAGCAGCUCAAGCUCGGACUCCAGUACGUUACAGAAAUAUCUCUUAAUCCAGAUGAAACUAUAUGAAAAAGGAACAUUGAAAAACUGGAUUGAUGAUAAAAAUCACUUAAAGACAACAAGAAGCAAGACUGAUGCUUUGAAAAUAUUUACGCAGAUGGUCGAUGGAGUUGAAUAUAUACAUUCAAAUAAUCUGAUUCAUCGAGAUUUAAAGCCCAGAAAUAUCUUUUUAAAUGAGGACGAUAAAAUAAAAAUAGGGGAUUUUGGACUUGCGACUGAAAUAAUCGAUGAAAACAACGGCAACUCAAUCCAAAGGACUAAGCGCACAGGAACCAUGUCAUACAUGAGUCCUGAACAGGAAACCCAGAAUACAUAUGAAAAUGAAGUGGACAUUUUUUCCCUAGGAUUAAUUUGGUUUGAACUACUUUGGCAGUUUGAAACAGAAAGUGAAAAGAGACAUAUUUGGAGCAAAAUAAGGGGACGGGAGUUUCCUCAAGGGUUUCGCACUAAGUACAGUACUGAGUCCAAAUUAAUAGAAAAGAUGCUCUCUGAAACUCCAAAGGACAGACCAAAAGCUUCGAAGAUUGCAGAAUAUUUGGAUAGGUGUUUCAAAAAGGAGCCUGAACACAAAGAGACAAAGACAGUAUAAGGACAAUGCUGGAAAUGUACCCUAUAGCGAUGUUAGCAGGGAUACCACUAAAACAGUACACUAAGUAGCUGCAAGUGAAUGCUGGUGGCUUUUUCACAUUUUCCUUACUAUGUUAGGGUGUUUGCAAUCAAGGUGUUGUUCUAGUGUUGAGUUAUUAUAAUGUUGAAUGAGCUUGUGAUCUUCUAACUCUGCUAAUAUGAACAGAACAUUAUAAAAUAAUAGAGAUAAUGUUUUAAGUAAAAACAAAAACAAUUACAAUUAUAUUGGAAGAUAUUUUUAAAAGACCAUUCCAGUUUGAAACAAUUAGUUUUAAUUUAAAUGCAGGGAAACAGUGCCCAACAUUGAAAUCUGGUGUUUAUAAGCACAAAUAAAUACUGUCAUAAGAUCUGCAAUAGUAUGUAUUAUAUGUAAACCACUGAAGACAGAAAGUCACCAGUAUUGGGUGCAUUUUCUCUUUAACCAGCACUAUCUUAAAACAAGUCGACAGAUGUUGCACCAAAGAUUUAGUGGCAGAGUUUUGAUGUGCUGACUCAUUUUCCAUCUUUGUGUUGCACGGGUGGUGGAUGAGCACAGCUGUUGGUCUAUGUAGAAAAUGUAACUACUGCCCGAUACAUCAAAAUUCUCCAAGAUGAAUUUUUUCCUGUCCAUGCCAAUGGUCAUCUGUCUGGUAUUUAUAUGUAAAAUGGUGCCCUAGCUCACACCGGCUGUGCAAUGCAAAGGGGAAAAGAGAGUCAAGGCAUCAGAACUUUGCCUUGACCUGACCAAUCACUGGACGUGAACACCAUUGAACAUGUGUGGGCAAUCUGUGACCAAUCCAUGCAAAAGCAUUCUAGUAAACCCACUUUCUGGGGCUCCCUAAUACAGGUUAUGUAUCAGGAGUGGGCUACAAUGCCACAGACCAGGAUUACUGAUGUCAUCCACACAAUGUGUUAAACAACAUGCUCUUCAAUUUGUUUAAUGGUUAAAAAAGUGCCGAUGUCUUUAAUAAUGCCUAAACAAAAUGAAACAAUUUUUGCUCAAAUGGUUGAUUUGGAAAAUAUUUCUCUCCCAGCAGCUCAAAAAUAGUGGUCACUAUAUAUUGCCCAACCAUUAGCAACUCAUAAAAUAAAAUAAACACACACACACACACAC